GGCUGCUUCUCCAUAUAAUUACGUGCAGCGUUUGGAGGAAACACAUGAAACAUUGAAAUGUGAGACUGAAGUGUGUUAAUCUCACAUUCACACGAGUGUUGUAAUGUCUCAUUCCCGUCAUUGCUAGUAGUUUUAAUCGGUGGGUCAGAGUCAGGCAGAGAAACGCACUCGGAGCUCUUUGGUCUGACUUCAUCUCCAGAGAGCGAGGCUAGCAGACCUGACUGAUUCAGAAUGGAUGUGUUCGCGAGCGGACAGAAGAUGUUGGCGGGAAAGGGUGCAGCGUGUCUGACAUGUAAAGGGAUCUGCUCUGGAUUCCAGCCACAUUCCUGGAGGAAAGCUUGCAUACAGUGCCGCUGCAGUCAGGAGGAGCAUGUGUCCAGCUCCGACACUGAGGAUGACCGCAAGGUGGGGAGACUGCUGGCAGAGUCCCGUUAUGCCCAUCUCACAACUAAGGUUAAGGGAGGAGACGGCACGAGGGUCUAUAAACGCAACCGCAUGAUUGUCACCAACCCAGUGGUCUCACGUAAAGACCCAACAUUCAACACCGUCACCUAUGACUGGGCCCCACCAGGCCUCACCCAGAAACUGGCGAUGCAGUACAUGGAGCUUCUCCCUGAAGACAGGCGACCUGUGGCUGGCACAGCAGGAUCGUUGUAUCGCCACAAGCAACUGAUAAGACAGCUACCUUCCUACGAUCACGACCCUGCAUACUGCCACAGCCUGUCUGAGGUGGAGUUGAAAGCUAUGGCUCAGUUUGUGAAAUCCUUUAAGGAGGAAUCCUUAGGAGUAGGAGAGGUUGCCCUGCCUGGAGAAAAAUGUACAGCAGUGAAGAAUGAAAAGGCCUCCCAUGAACAACCAGAUCCUGAGACUACUGCAAAUGGAACAGCACAGUCUCCGCUCAGCAAUAAGAGUGAAUAUCAUUGCAGUGGCUGUGGACAGUUGGCAGCUAUGGACAGUCCUGUGGUGUACGCCGACAGGGCCGGGUACACUAGACUGUGGCAUCCCAACUGCUUUGUGUGCUGUGAGUGUGGCGAGCCUCUGGUGGACCUGAUCUACUUUUGGAAGGAAGGAGCGCUGCUGUGUGGACGCCAUUACUGCCAGAGCAUCAGACCUCGCUGCCUGGGCUGUGAUGAGCUGAUCUUCUCAGAAAUGUUCCUGCAGGAGGCCAGCGGUCAUGUGUGGCAUAAGGAACACUUCUGCUGCUGGCUGUGUGGGCAGAAUCUCAGAGUUCAAUGUGCUUGUGACAAGCAGCAAUCAAAAUAGUUCAGAAUAGACAGAAAAUACUCCAAAAUAUGUUAAAAUGGCACUUUCUGUGUUUUAAAGACAAUUUUCCACUAUUUUAACUUUUUUUUAUUGGUGUAAUUUUUGAUUUGCUUAUAGAAAUCCAUGCAAACCCUGACAUAUUAUUCUAUGGCAGCAUCCUCAAAAAUACAAAAUAUCAGUGUUUAUUGAAAGUCUAGGACCUAUUAAAGGGGUCAUGAAUUGAGAAAUCAAAUUUUCCCUGAUCUUUUGACACAUAAGACGUCAUUGUACUAAAAUGUAUAAAAAUAGAAUGUAGUUUGCAGAACUUCCUUGUUAGUCCAAAAACAACUUCUCUUGAAACCAAGCUGCCAAAACUAGUUUCCACUUCUGAGUUUUAAUAGAGUAAUACGUCAGCAACAAGAUUGCCUGCACAGACACAAGUCAAUGCCUGAUUCAUCAUCGCACGCCCACAAAGUAAAUUCCCGAGUGUUAAAUUAACACUGCUUGGAGCAUA
Messenger RNA from Sinocyclocheilus rhinocerous, 1756 nucleotides. It is a transcript of the gene lmcd1, whose product is annotated as LIM and cysteine-rich domains 1. NCBI's taxonomy places the organism in Eukaryota, Metazoa, Chordata, Actinopteri, Cypriniformes, Cyprinidae. Bases 232 to 1263 code for a protein of 343 amino acids. The transcript is spliced from 6 exons. The record is from RefSeq and is a predicted model, not a curated record. Gene Ontology annotation, molecular function: zinc ion binding.